AUGACAUACAAGAUGAUCCGAACGAUAAUAUGGCGUCAAUGUUUAUGCCUUCUCGAUAUUGACGCUAUUAUAGUGAUUUCGUGUGCCCUGUGUUUUUAUCUUCAGCUUUGUUAUAUUAAACAACAAACAAUUGUUCUUUCAUCUUUUCUACCUUUGAGUCCGCCUUCUUCUCAUCACUUUCUUCUUCUUCUUCUUCUUCUUCUUCUUACUCCUCCUCCUCUUCUUUUCUUUCUCAUCCCCCUCCUCUCUCCUUCUGCCUGCCCCUCUUCUUCUUUUUCUUCCUCUUUUCUUUUUCUUACACCCCGCUUUCUUCUUCUUCCACCUCCACCUCCUACUGUCUUUCUCAUCCUCCUCCCCUCUUCUUCUACUGCUAUGCUAAUUCUUCUUCUUCUUUUCUUCUUCUUCUUCUUCUUCUUCUUCUUCUUCUUCUUCUUCUUUCUCCAACUCUUUUUCCUUGUCCUGUUUCGUUCUUUUCUUUUUCCACUUGUUCCUCCUCUUCCUCCUCUUCGCCUUCUUUUCCGUCCUUUUUAUUUCCCCUUCCACAGUUCAUCUAUGUAUCCAUUUAUAUCUCUUCCUCGCUUAUUAUUUUCCCCUUCCACAGUUCAUAUCUAUAACCCUUUAUAUUUUCCCUCUUUUUUAAUUUCCCCCUCCACAGGUCAUAUCUGUACAAAUUUCACCUCUGUAUGCAUUUAUAAAUUUUCCUCUCUUUUUAAUUUCCCCUUCCACACUUCAUCAAUGCAUCCCUUUAUAACUCUUUCUCUCUUUUUAAUUUCCACUUCCACUUUCUAUCCCUUUACAGUACUAUCCCUUUACAUCUCUUCCUCUCUUUUUAAUUUCCACUUCCACAGUUCACCUCUCUACCAAUUUAUAUCUCUUCCUCCCUUUUUAAUUUCCCCUUCCACAUUCAUCUCUGUGCAUAUUUAUAUCUCUUCCUCACCUUUUAAUUUCCCAUUACACAAUUCAUCACUGUAUCUCUUUAUAUCUCUUCCUCUCUUUUUAAUAUCCCCUUCCACAUUCAUAUGUGUAUACCAGUAUAUUUUUUCCUCUCUUUUUUAUUUUCCACGUCCACAGUUCAUAUCUGUGUCCCUUUAUAUCUCUUCCUCUCUUUUUAAUUUCCCCUUCCACAGUUCAUAUCUGUAUCCCUUUAUAUGUUUUCGUCGCUUUUUAAUUUCCCAUUCCACAGUUCAUAUGUGUAUACCUGUAUAUUUUUCCUCGCUUUUAAUUUCCCUUCCACAGUUCAUAUCUGUGUCCCUUUAUAUCUCUUCCUCUCUUUUUAAUUUCCCCUUCCACAGUUCAUAUCUGUAUCCCUUUAUAUGUUUUCGUCGCUUUUUAAUUUCCCAUUCCACAGUUCAUAUGUGUAUACCUUUCAUAUCUGUGUCCCUUUAUAUCUCUUCCUCUCUUUUUAAUUUCCCCUUCCACAGUUCAUAUCUGUAUCCCUUUAUAUGUUUUCGUCGCUUUUUAAUUUCCCAUUCCACAGUUCAUAUGUGUAUACCUGUAUAUUUUUCCUCGCUUUUUAAUUUCCCCUUCCACCGUUCAUAUCUGUGUCCCUUUAUAUCUCUUCCUCUCUUUUUACUUUCCCCUUCCACAGUUCAUAUCUGUAUCCCUUUAUAUGUUUCGUCGCUUUUUAAUUUCCCAUUCCUCAGUUCAUAUGUGUAUACCUGUAUAAUUUUUCCUGGCUUUUUAAUUUCCCCUUCCACAGUUCAUAUCUGUUUCAUAUCUGUAUCCCUUUAUAUGUUUUCGUCGCUUUUUAAUUUCCCAUUCCACAGUUCAUAUGUUUAUACCUGUAUAUUUUUUCCUCGCUUUUUAAUUUCCCCUUCCACCGUUCAUAUCUGUGUCCCUUUAUAUAUCUUCCUCUCUUUUUACUUUCCCCUUCCACAGUUCAUAUCUUUCAUAUCUGUAUCCCUUUAUAUCUCUUCCUCUCUUUUUUUAAUUUCCCCUUCCACAGUUCAUAUCUGUAUCCCUUUUUAUAUGUUUUCGUCGCUUUUAAUUCCCAUUCCACAGUUCAUAUGUUCACCUGUAUCUUUGUCCUUUAUAUCUCUUCCUUUCAUAUCUGUAUCCCUUUAUAUGUUUUCGUCGCUUUUUAAUUUCCCAUUCCACAGUUCAUAUGUGUAUACCUGUAUAUUUUUCCUCGUUUUUAAUUUCCCCUUCCACAGUUCAUAUCUGUAUCCUUUAUAUCUCUUCCUCUCUUUUUUAAUUUCCCCUUCCACAGUUCAUAUCUGUAUCCCUUUAUAUUUCAUAUCUGUGUCCCUUUAUAUGUUUUCUCGCUUUUUUAAUUUCCCCUUCCACAGUUCAUAUCUGUAUCCUUUAUAUGUUUUCGUCGCUUUUUUAAUUUCCCAUUCCACAGUUCAUAUGUGUAUACCUGUAUAUUUUUCCUCGCUUUUAAUUUCCCUUCCACAGUUCAUAUCUGUGUCCCUUUAUAUCUCUUCCUCUCUUUUUUAUUUCCCCUUCCACAGUUCAUAUCUGUAUCCCUUUAUAUGUUUUCGUCGCUUUUUAAUUUCCCAUUCCACAGUUCAUAUGUGUAUACCUGUAUAUUUUUCCUCGCUUUUUAAUUUCCCCUUCCACAGUUCAUAUCUGUGUCCCUUUAUAUCUCUUCCUCUCUUUUUAAUUUCCCCUUCCACAGUUCAUAUCUGUAUCCCUUUUUUAUAUUUUCGUCGCUUUUUAAUUUCCCAUUCCUCAGUUCAUAUGUGUAUACCUUUCAUAUCUGUGUCCCUUUAUAUCUCUUCCUCUCUUUUUAAUUUCCCCUUCCACAGUUCAUAUCUGUAUCCCUUUAUAUGUUUUCGUCGCUUUUUAAUUUCCCAUUCCACAGUUCAUAUGUUUAUACCUUUCAUAUCUGUAUCCCUUUAUAUCUCUUCCUCUCUUUUUAAUUUCCCCUUCCACAGUUCAUAUCUGUAUCCCUUUAUAUAUUUUCGUCGCUUUUUAAUUUCCCCUUCCACAGUUCACAUCUGUGUCCCUUUAUAUCUCUUCCUCUCUUUUUUAUUUCCCCUUCCACAGUUCAUAUCUUUCAUAUCUGUGUCCCUUUAUAUCUCUUCCUCUCUUUUUAAUUUCCCCUUCCACAGUUCAUAUCUGUAUCCCUUUAUAUGUUUUCGUCGCUUUUUAAUUUCCCAUUCCACAGUUCAUAUGUGUAUACCUUUCAUAUCUGUAUCCCUUUAUAUGUUUUCGUCGCUUUUUAAUUUCCCAUUCCACAGUUCAUAUGUGUAUACCUGUAUAUUUUUUCCUCGCUUUUUAAUUUCCCCUUCCACCGUUCAUAUCUGUGUCCCUUUAUAUCUCUUCCUCUCUUUUUACUUCCCCUUCCACAGUUCAUAUCUGUGUCCCUUUAUAUGUUUUCUCUCUUUUAAUUUCCCCUUCCACAUUCCCAUUCCACCGUUCAUAUCUGUAUACCUUUAUAUUUUUCCUCUCUUUUUAAUUUCCCUUCCACCGUUCAUAUCUGUGUCCCUUUAUAUCUCUUCCUCUCUUUUUAAUUUCCCCUUCCACAGUUCAUAUCUUUCAUAUCUGUGUCCCUUUAUAUCUCUUCCUCUCUUUUUAAUUUCCCCUUCCACAGUUCAUAUCUGUAUCCCUUUAUAUGUUUUCGUCGCUUUUAAUUUCCCAUUCCACAGUUCAUAUGUGUAUACCUGUAUAUUUUUUUUCUCGCUUUUAAUUUCCCCUUCCACAGUUCAUAUCUGUGUCCCUUAUAUCUCUUCCUCUCUUUUUAAUUUCCCCUUCCACAGUUCAUAUCUUUCAUAUCUGUAUCCCUUUAUAUGUUUUCGUCGCUUUUUUAAUUUCCCAUUCCACAGUUCAUAUGUGUAUACCUGUAUAUUUUUUCCUCUCUUUUUAAUUUCCCCUCCACAGUUCAUAUCUGUGUCCUUUAUAUCUCUUCCUCUCUUUUUAAUUUCCCUUCCACAGUUCAUAUCUGUAUCCCUUUAUAUGUUUUCGUCGCUUUUUAAUUUCCCCUUCCACAGUUCAUAUGUGUAUACCUGUAUAUUUUUUCCUCUCUUUUUUAAUUUCCACGUCCACAGUUCAUAUCUGUGUCCCUUUAUAUCUCUUCCUCUCUUUUUAAUUUCCCCUUCCACAGUUCAUAUCUGUAUCCCUUUAUAUUUCAUAUCUGUGUCCCUUUAUAUCUCUUCCUCUCUUUUUAAUUUCCCCUUCCACAGUUCAUAUCUGUAUCCCUUUAUAUGUUUUCGUCGCUUUUUAAUUUCCCAUUCCACAGUUCAUAUGUGUAUACCUGUAUAUUUUUUCCUCCUUUUAAUUUCCCCUUCCACAGUUCAUAUCUGUGUCCUUUUAUAUCUUUCCUCUCUUUUUAAUUUCCCCUUCCACAGUUCAUAUCUGUAUCCCUUUAUAUGUUUUCGUCGCUUUUUAAUUUCCCAUUCCACAGUUCAUAUGUGUAUACCUGUAUAUUUUUUCCUCGCUUUUUAA
Molecule: messenger RNA, 4389 nt
Organism: Acanthosepion pharaonis
Lineage: Eukaryota; Metazoa; Mollusca; Cephalopoda; Sepiida; Sepiidae
Source: the annotation of a GenBank genome assembly